Alternaria postmessia is the source of this 987-nucleotide messenger RNA. RefSeq lists its product as uncharacterized. The record is from RefSeq and is a predicted model, not a curated record. The transcript has 2 exons. Bases 1 to 987 code for a protein of 328 amino acids. NCBI's taxonomy places the organism in Eukaryota, Fungi, Ascomycota, Dothideomycetes, Pleosporales, Pleosporaceae.
AUGAUGACGAUGUCGACUAUGGCACAGAAUCUCUCAUUCGGAGCAGACAACUUCUAUCGCAGCAACAACGUCACCUUAACCCCCAUCAGUUUCCCAACACUUUACCACUCCGACGUCGCUGGCAACAUCUUCGUUCCACACGAUCUCAACCGUACCGAUGCACCAGCCAUCAUUGUUGGCCACCCUUUCGGUGCAACGAAGGAGCAGAGCGCAAACCUCUACGCUCAAAAGCUAGCAGAGCAGGGCUUCGUCACCGUGUCCCUCGAUCUUCCGUUCUGGGGCAUCAGUGCAGGCACACCGCGCAAUGCCGUUCUGCCCGACCUCUAUGCAGAGGCAUACAGCUCCGCGGUAGAUUUCCUCGGCACGCAAGAAUUUGUCGAUCGAGAGAAGAUUGGCAUUGUUGGUGUUUGUGGCAGCAGCGCAUUCGUCAUCAGUGCUGCCAAGAUUGAUUCCCGGAUCAAAGCUGUUGCAACAGUCAGCAUGUACAACCAUGGCAUGCUCCAUCGCACUGGCUUAGGGAACUCCCGAAACCUCACACAACGCCAGGACUUCAUCGCCGCAGCAAACGCACAGCGCUGGGCCGAAGUAGAUGGCAGCUCUAUCGCCCACACCGAUGGCGCACCACACACGACAAACUCAACUCCGGUCGGGCUUGAAUUCUAUGACUUUUACCGCACUCCUCGCGGGGAGUACACGCCCGAUGGUAUCUCACGGAACAUCACUACCGAUCCAACGACGUCGAGCAAUGUCAAGUUCAUCAAUUUCUACCCGUUUGAGGAUAUCGAGUCCAUCUCGCCUCGUCCAAUGAUGUUCGUUGCGGGUGAUCAGGCGCAUUCGAAAGAGUUUAGCGAGAUUGCUUUUGCGAGGGCGGGGGAGCCGAAAGAGAUGGUCUGGGUACCGAAUGCUGGGCAUGUUGAUCUUUACGAUCGCGUAGAGCUCAUUCCGUUUGCGACGCUCACGACGUUCUUUCAGGAAAGUCUACAGUAG